AUGGCGCCACGCCAGCCCAACCAUUCAGGGCCCUAUGGGAAUAGUAUGGGAAUGGGUUCAACGCGGGCCUACGGCAGACCAGUGGGAGGCACUCGACAGGGCGGUAGCGGUAUUGGGCCACCCCCGGAAGAGGCUAAUCUGGUAUGCCUUGGGAACACAUCAGCAUACCUUGCUAUGGCUGUCUUUGUGGUCAUUGUUGUCGUCGCCAUCACUCUUGGUGUGUUGUUGGGAACUGGUAAAAUAAAAUCUGGCGGAAAGGAAUGGUGA
Ophidiomyces ophidiicola is the source of this 267-nucleotide messenger RNA. RefSeq lists its product as uncharacterized. The record is from RefSeq and is a predicted model, not a curated record. Lineage: Eukaryota; Fungi; Ascomycota; Eurotiomycetes; Onygenales; Onygenaceae. The transcript has a single exon. The coding region runs from base 1 to 267 and encodes 88 amino acids.